This is a messenger RNA of Didymodactylos carnosus, 2041 nucleotides long. The record is from the annotation of a GenBank genome assembly. Lineage: Eukaryota; Metazoa; Rotifera; Eurotatoria; Philodinida; Philodinidae.
AGAUACUUCUUCUGUGUUGUCACUAAUAUCAGAUGAAAUUCAUCUUUUAUGUUUUUAGGAUAAAAGUGACAUAUCAGUAUGGGAAAAACUUCCAGAUGAGGAAUAUGAAGUGAAGCAACACGACUCUUCCCAAGAAGACGAAGAUAAUUAUCUUGUUCUAUCCACGGAUGAUACCGAGGAAGAAAGUUACGGUGCAAGUAAUGCAGGCAUCUCUGUAGUACGUGACACUCCUAAUGAUGUUUCAAUCCGACAAAAUCGAAGUAAAUCUGUAGAUCGUCAAUCUACUGUUGUUCAACGACUAUCAUUUGUAACAGUUGUUCAAAAGGAGGUUACAAUCAUUGUCAAUGAAAAAGAUAAUGGAAUUUCUUAUGCAGAAGAAUGUCUACAACUGAACCCAUCUGAUCUUCCUAGCAACGUAAUUCAGUAUCGUUUUGGAUUGAGUCUUAGUCAACGUUCAUUUCCGCAGCAUCAAAGGAUAGAUCUAGCUCAAUUAUGCUCCCAUCUACAAUUUACAAAAAAGAAUCGUCCAUUUUGGAUUAUGUUUAAACCGCCAUUACAAUUUCAAGAUUCGAGAUUAGAUUACGAACUAAAGAGGCAAAUAGGUCCAAAAGUAGAACGUAGAAGAGCAAUUGGUCGAGUAAAUCGAUUUCAAACGAUUGAAUUAGAAAUGAACUAUGGUGCUCUAUUAUCAAUGGACCAGUAUAACUACUCAUCUUCGUUUACACGGAAAAAUACUCAAUCUAAAUGGACAUUUGCUUUCUUCGAUAGACAAAUUGAUCUAGAAAUAGCAGAAAAUGGUUCAAAAACAAAACAAUGUAUUUUAGAAGAAAACAUUGAUCAUACAGCCAUAUUUCAUCUUAACAAUAAUGGAUUUAUUCUUUAUCUUUGUCAAAAAUGCAACCUCGUUGAGUAUGAGACACAAAAGAGAGGAUCUAGGCCACCCGCAACUCAUCGAAAUGAAAUCGCAGAAGAUGACGAAAAUCGUUCCAGGUCUCAAGGCCAUUAUUCACAGCGAGCAAGACAAGAACCGCUAGUAGCUAAGUCAAAUAAUCAACAACAAGAGAGAUACAAUCGAAAACCAUGUUCAUAUCAAAAACCUUAUCCAUAUUUUUCGACAAUUCAAUUUGUCGCUCGUAGUCAGUCAGAAAAUAUUCAACCUAUUCUAAACUUGUUCAAACACUUUUUACAAUUCUUCUCCAAAAACAAAAUAGAUGUUUGUUUUGGCUCUAUCAUAAGUGCACAGAAAGAUACUCAACAACUUGAUACAUACUUGUCAAGAAUUCAGUUCUUCUCAUUUAUUCAAAAUUAUAGUUUUCAAAUGUUAUUAAGCGCAGGAUAUCGUUUUCAAUUAAAAAUCACAGAUGAAUUUGUAGAAGAACUGGAAAACUUAGCUUCAAAAGGUGAUGAUCCAUUUUAUCGUGUUUCCCUUUAUUUGUGGCGAUAUUCAACAAGUAAUCAUUAUUUUAAUCCACUUGAUGAAUUAAAACACGCAUCAAAAGAAUAUGAUCGAAAAUUAGCUCAAGCUCAAUAUGAAAUGAUAAGUACGAUAAAUAUCAACUCAAAGAAAUAUACUUACGUUCCAAACGUAACAAUAACUCCUACAACAAUUCAAAUUAAACCACUGAAGUUAUGUCGAACAAACCGAGUUAUACGUGCAGUAGAACAGUUUGGUCAAUCUACAAAUUUUGCCUUAGUUGAUUUAAGAGAAGAAAAUGGGAGAGAUUUGCAAGCAUACGAUUUUAAAGGACUACGUCCACUAUUAAUGAAUUAUUUAAGUACAAAUGAGGGAUUUGAAAUUGGCAAGGAUCGAUGGUACAAAUAUUUACAUCAUUCACAAUCUCAAUUGAGAGAAAAACAGUUUUGGUUUUAUCAUGAAGAAAAUGGCUUUAAAACAUUAGAACAAGCCUACAAAUGGAUGGGAAACUUUAGCAAAGAAAAAGUGGUUUCUAAAUAUUCAGCAAGGAUUGCACUCUGUUUCACAAGUACAGAAGAAACUAUUGAGGUAAAUGUUCACUUUUACAGAGGAUUAGUAUUGCUUUAA